This is a messenger RNA of Rotaria socialis, 414 nucleotides long. NCBI's taxonomy places the organism in Eukaryota, Metazoa, Rotifera, Eurotatoria, Philodinida, Philodinidae. The record is from the annotation of a GenBank genome assembly.
AUGCAGCGAAGACCAACUGGUAUGGGUCAAAGAACAGGCCUUCAUUAUCUGGAAGUCGCUCAAAAUAUUAGACGAUAUCAAAAUCAAAGGAAUGGAGUUCCUGAUGUCAGCUCGGAAGAGGCUGCGUUGCAAUUUGUUCAUGGUGGUGGUAGUGGUUGGGUUACACGGAUGCCAAACAGUGAAGACCCGAAACAUCCCAAAGGAUUUUCUCAUCCUCCACCUGGAGCUCGUCCAUUCGAAAUAAUUGUGAUGCAAACUCCUAUUAUAUAUAAUGGUCAUCCAAAUGGUUUUAAUUAUAAUUAUUCUUCUCAGCCAACUUUUCUAUAUGGAAAUUACUACAAUCCUUCAUUUACAAUAUUCCAUCCAACUAUUGUACUACCACAAUUUAUACCUCCUGCUACUCAAAAUACAUAA